Annulohypoxylon truncatum is the source of this 2421-nucleotide messenger RNA. Its product is annotated as glutamyl-tRNA synthetase. NCBI's taxonomy places the organism in Eukaryota, Fungi, Ascomycota, Sordariomycetes, Xylariales, Hypoxylaceae. Bases 149 to 2038 code for a protein of 629 amino acids. Gene Ontology annotation, biological process: glutamyl-tRNA aminoacylation; translation. Gene Ontology annotation, cellular component: cytosol; cytoplasm; methionyl glutamyl tRNA synthetase complex. Gene Ontology annotation, molecular function: ATP binding; glutamate-tRNA ligase activity. The transcript is spliced from 2 exons. The record is from RefSeq and is a predicted model, not a curated record.
GACCCCGCCACGAAAUCGGUGGUGUGGUUGUUGACUCAAUUCAUUUUUGACUCUUAUACAAAUUCAAAUUUCCAACGGCUAAAACAUUGACUCACCACUUCCACAAGGAAGCUUCACACAACUUUGACGAUAGUUCAACAUUGCCAAGAUGAAGGCAGAUGAGCUCGUCGCCGUGUCCACCUCUCUAGGAGGGGACUUCAAAUCGAUUGAGCCCCACCUCAUCCGACUCGAGAAGCAUUUGACCUUAAGGACUUACCUUGCCGGAUAUUCUCUAAGCGAGAUUGACGCCAAGAUUUGGGUCGCCAUCAAGAGCAAUCGCGUCGCUGUCUCUUUCGUCCGCAAGGGAUCCUACGCCAACCUCCACCGAUGGUUCACGUACGUCGAGCAAGCCCAUCCGGAGAUCCAAGCCGAAGUCAAGGCCGCCGACGAGGCGCGUAAGACUAAGGUCCAAGAGGCUAGUCGAGCAGGAGCAAGUUACAACUUGGCCUUGCAGGAGACCAGUAAGGGGGUUGUCACUCGAUUCCUCCCCGAGCCCUCGGGAUACCUUCACAUAGGACACGCCAAAGCCGCCUUGCUUAGCGACUAUUUCGCCCACCAAGCGUACAAUGGCACGCUCCGCCUAAGACUUGACGAUACUAACCCGAGCAAGGAGAAGGAGGAAUACCAAGAUGCCAUCAUAGAGGAUCUUGCUCUUAUGGGGGUUAAACCGGAUGUCGUCACCUACACCUCGGACUACUUCGACCAUCUCUACGAUACCUGCCUGGGCCUUAUCAAGGAUGGUCACGCCUAUGCCGACGAUACGGACGUGGAUACUAUGCGCGAAGAACGAGGAAAGGGUAUCGCAUCCAAGAGACGAGACCGGACAGUCGAGGAGAAUUUGCGGAUUUUCGACGAGAUGAAGAACGGCACGGAGGAGGGCUUGAAGAACUGCAUCCGUGCUAAGAUCUCCGUCGAUAACCCGAACAAGGCAAUGCGCGAUCCCGUAAUCUACAGAUGCAACCUCAACGACCCCCACCAUCGGACGGGUACUAAGUGGAAGAUUUACCCUACCUACGAUCUGGCAUGCCCCGUCGUCGACAGCUUAGAGGGUGUCACGCAUGCCUUGAGGUCAACAGAGUAUACCGAUCGAAACCCUCAAUUCCAAUGGUUCCUCGACACGCUCAAGUUGCGCCAGGUGUAUAUGUGGGACUUUGCGCGUAUGAACUUCAUCCGAACUUUCUUGUCGAAGCGAAAGUUGGCGAAAUUGGUCGAUACCGGCCGGGUCUGGGGUUGGGAUGACCCGCGGAUGCCCACGAUUCGAGGUAUCCGAAGACGAGGCAUGACGAUCCCUGCGCUUCGCGAUUUUAUUCUGCGACAGGGCCCGUCCCGAAAUGUCGUAUCCAUGGACUGGGCUAGCUUCUGGGCCACCAACAAAAAGAUUGUUGACCCGGUCGCGCCACGACACACCGCCAUUCUCAAGAAGGACCACGUCAAAGUCACCGUCACGGGAGACGAUGCGCCUGCGGAGCCACGUUCCGAGGACAAGCCGCUCCACCCUAAGGACCCUAAGGUCGGAACGAAGAAGGUGGCUUUUAGCAAGGAAUUGAUACUGGAUCAAGCCGACGCCAAGUUGUUCAAAGACGGCGAGGAGAUUACAUUGAUGCAAUGGGGCAACGCGUUCGUGAAAUCUGUCGCCAGCGGUGAUCCGAUCAGCAGUCUCACAGCCGAGCUAAACCUGAAGGGAGAUGUUCGCUCUACGGACAAGAAGGUAACCUGGCUCUCAACGCAAGGACAGAAGCUCAUCGACGCGGAACUCUGGGACUUCGACUACCUGAUUACCAAGGAUAAGCUCGAGGAGGAUGACGACUUAGAGAAGUUCCUUACACCUGUGACGGCUACGAUGGAGGAGGCAUUCUGCGACGAAGGCGUGUCGAAGCUUAAGAAGGAUGAUAUUAUCCAACUAGAGCGAAGGGGGUACUAUCGCGUGGACAAGGGAUACGACGAGGGUGAUGAGAAGAAGAUCGUGUUGUUCUGCAUCCCAACAGGUAAGAACAAAUAGAUACCUAACUAGACUCGACAUACGGUUCAAUAAGGUCUUGAUGAUCGGAGGAAAAUCAAAAAGCAUCUGAUGAUAAGCUCAAUUAAGCUUGCGCUGUCAUUACGUAUGUGAGGUGACCGUAAAAUCAACUCAAAAAUUCGUACUACAAAAUUAAAUCGAGGACUAUUCUGAGCUAUGAAAUAGUGGUGACACUGCUAAUACUACAUGAUUGUUUGCAAUGCUUUCUACAUAGUGGUAACAUUAGCAAAGUUCCAAAAUGUCAUUUGUAUAGACAACGAUUAUAACAUCCCUGAAAAGAAGUAUACGCCCGACUAUAGACUACUGGAUAUAAACCGGAACAGCUCGAGAGACAACAAACUUAUUACUCUAAUUACCUAGGUAUA